GCCGCGCCGGAAGGGGGAUGUGAUGUAAACUCGGACAGAAACUUUCUCGGCGGCUCUCCGGGGCUCUGGAAGUUUGGCGGACAAAAAAAAAAAGGAAAAGUGCCGCAGCGCCGUGGAGGACGGAACGGGACAGAACGGGGCAGCGGAGUUCACGAGCAGCUCAUCGCCGACUUGAGGCGCACCGACUGGAGGUACACGGAGCUCAUCUUCACCCCUUUGGAAAUGUAGACCUGAGGCUGGAAUAGCAGACGCCCUCCCCAUGAUGCUGUGCUUCCUGCUGCUGCUCAUACCAGCUGACGUGUCCUCUCAGAUUGACCCACGGCACUGCCGCUAUGCGCUGGGCAUGCAGGAUGGCACCAUAAAGGAUGAUGACCUCACAGCAUCUAGCCAGUGGUAUGAGAGCACCGGACCACAUUACGCAAGGCUCAACAGGGAUGAGGGGGAUGGCGCCUGGUGCCCAGCGGGCCUCCUUCAGCCUUCAGACGUGCAGUUUCUCCAAAUUGACCUCGGUGCCCUCUACUUUGUGACACUGGUGGGGACGCAGGGACGGGAUGCCAGGGGAAAUGGGAACGAGUUUGCCCGCAUUUACCGGAUGGACUACAGCAGAGACGGCGAGCGAUGGAUGUCUUGGAAGGACCGCAGCGGUAAAAAGGUGAUCCAGGGCAACGAGAACCCUUACGAGGUGGUCCUGAAGGACCUUGGCCCACCCAUCAUUGCCCAGUACGUGCGGAUCAUCCCGGUCACAGAAAUCCCCACCACGGUGUGUCUGCGUGUUGAGAUCUACGGCUGCGUCUGGAGCGAUGGGCUUACGUCCUACGAGGCUCCGGAAGGUCAGACCAUGGCUGCCCCGGGUUAUCCCAGCACGUACCUCAACGACUCGACCUACGAUGGCAUUCUGGAGCGCAGGUGGCUACAUGGUGGCCUUGGGCAGCUGACCGAUGGGCUCAUUGGACUUGAUGACUUUGUGCAGACCCACCAGUAUCGCGUGUGGCCGGGCUACGACUAUGUGGGCUGGAGGAACGAUAGCUUCAGCGAGGGCUACGUGGAGCUGCACUUCAUCUUUGAUCGCUUGAGAAACUUCACUUCCAUGAAGGUUCAUUGUAACAACAUGUUCACAAAAGGCGUGAAGAUCUUUCAGCAGGUCUCCUGCGUCUUCAAGCGGCAGCUGGUCUCCAACUGGGAGCAGGAGGAGGUGGGCAUCACUACCAUCCUGGACGACAAGAACCCCAGCGCCCGCUUUGUAACCGUGCCCCUGGGUGGCCAGCUGGGUCGGGCGGCACGCUGUCGCUUCUGGUUUGCGGAUACCUGGAUGAUGCUGAGCGAGAUCUCCUUCCAGUGCAGCGCAGAUGAGUCGAGGAGCAAAGCUGCACCUGUCAACACGCGGCUGCCAUCUAGGCUGAGCACGUCGGCUCCUGCUGUGGGGUCCACCAUUGGCCAGAGUCCAAGUAUACCAGUCAAGACCACACCUCCAUUUGUAAUGAGCCGGCCUGUGGAGCGCCCCAGUGACUCGGGCACCUCAAUUCUGAUUGGCUGCCUCGUCGCUAUCAUCCUGCUGCUACUUGUCAUCAUCUUCCUCAUUCUGUGGUGCCAGUGUGUCCAUGGAGGAGUGCACAAGGCCCCACGGCGGAUCUUGGAAGAAGGGACGACCAUGUGGUUGUCACCCUGCGGUUCUGCCUUUGUGACCCAGGACCCACCCGUUCCAUCACGUGAUGCCCAGACUACCUCUGAAUACGAGAGGAUCUUCCCGCUUACUGAUGAAGACCCCCCACUGGCACCUCCUGCCCAUGUGAGAAAGUCAACUGUGAAAACUGCCAACUCAGGACGCCGACUAAAGAAUGUUGAGCCGGACCUGACGCAGUGCACGUCUCGCCAGGCCUCCCCCCGCAGUACCCCCCACUAUGCUGAGCCAGACCUGACGCAGUGCACCCCUCGUCAGGGCUCCCAGGCCGGCGCCCCUCACUACGCCGAGACGGACAUCGUGAGCCUACAAGGGGUGACCGGCAGCAACAUGUAUGCCAUCCCAGCCCUGACGGUGGAGUCCCUGACACGCAAGGAGGUCUCGGUGGGGGAGUUCCCGCGCCACUUCCUGCGCUUCCGUGAGAAGCUUGGCGAGGGCCAGUUUGGAGAGGUCCACCUGUGUGAAGCGGUUGGUUUGCAGCAGUUUCUCCAGGGUGACAGUCACCUCUUGGAUGACAAUGCCCAGCCAGUUUUGGUUGCUGUGAAGAAACUUCAGGACAAUGCCAGCAGAAACGCCAAGAAUGACUUCCUGAAGGAAGUGAAGAUCAUGUCCCGCCUGAAGGACCCCAACAUCAUCAGCCUGCUGGCGGUGUGCAUCACCUCGGACCCGCUGUGCAUGAUCACUGAGUACAUGGAGAACGGAGACCUCAACCAGUUCCUGUGUCAGCGUGAAAUGGAGAGCACGCUCACACACGCCAACAACAUCCCGUCAGUCAGUCUCACUGACCUGCUGCACAUGGCUGUCCAGAUCUCCUCCGGCAUGCGCUACCUGGCCUCGCUCAACUUUGUUCACCGUGACCUGGCCACCAGAAACUGCCUGGUGGACCACCAACUCACUAUCAAGAUUGCAGACUUCGGCAUGAGCCGCAACCUCUACAGCUGCGACUACUACCGGAUCCAGGGGCGCGCUGUGCUGCCCAUCCGCUGGAUGGCCUGGGAGAGCAUCCUGUUGGGAAAGUUCACCACGGCCAGCGACGUGUGGGCCUUCGGCGUGACCCUCUGGGAGAUCUUCACCCUGUGCAAGGAGCAGCCCUACAGCCAGCUGUCCGACGAGCAGGUCAUCGCCAACACCGGCAGCUUUUUCAGGAACGAGGGCCAGCAGAUCCUCCUCACCUCGCCACCCCGCUGUCCCCAGCUGCUCUUUGAGCUGAUGCUGCGCUGCUGGAGUCGGGACAUUAAGGACAGACCCUCCUUCGAGAAAGUGCACCGCUUCCUGCGGGACUGCGCCCCCUAGCUGCCGGCCCCCCGCGGAGCCAAAUGAAGCUGUGGAGGCGCGGCGGACGUGGCACGGGGAGGCCCUUGGCUGGACGCCCGUGUGCCACGCACCCUGGCACUGAUGCUGUACGCCUGAGGGCCGCGCCGGAGUGCGAGCGUGAGGGUCUCGCCUCCGGUGGGCCGUGGGACUGCAUUUCACGGAGGCGCCGCGGUGGUCUCCGUGGUCUCUCUGUAAAGCACUGUUUGUAUCGUCUUCCACCCACACUGGACUUUGCUUUCCUUGUUUGUUGCGUUUUGUGCCUUGAUGUGAAUGUGUAGAACAUGUGAGGUCGGCAGAGGUGGCCGCCGACCCCUGACCGAGGGACACUUUAAUGGGGCUUCACGCUGAACUACUGUCACCACGUGAGUGGACGUCGUCGCCCAAGGAACUGAAAAGCUGGGGGUCUCGCCACGUGGGGGCCACUCUGGAGCUCUGGCAUAACAGGUCAGAAUUGUAAAAUACGAGAAAAGGGCAAAUAAAGAAUGAGAAUGAGAA
This is a messenger RNA of Polypterus senegalus (gray bichir), 3487 nucleotides long. RefSeq names its product discoidin domain receptor family, member 2, like (gene ddr2l). Lineage: Eukaryota; Metazoa; Chordata; Cladistia; Polypteriformes; Polypteridae. Gene Ontology annotation, cellular component: signaling receptor complex; membrane. The transcript has 17 exons. Gene Ontology annotation, molecular function: collagen binding; ATP binding; protein tyrosine kinase collagen receptor activity. Bases 260 to 2971 code for a protein of 903 amino acids. The record is from RefSeq and is a predicted model, not a curated record. Gene Ontology annotation, biological process: multicellular organism development; protein phosphorylation; cell surface receptor protein tyrosine kinase signaling pathway.